Cucumis melo (muskmelon) is the source of this 1308-nucleotide messenger RNA. RefSeq lists its product as uncharacterized. The record is from RefSeq and is a predicted model, not a curated record. NCBI's taxonomy places the organism in Eukaryota, Viridiplantae, Streptophyta, Magnoliopsida, Cucurbitales, Cucurbitaceae. Gene Ontology annotation, cellular component: chloroplast. The transcript is spliced from 3 exons. The coding region runs from base 92 to 643 and encodes 183 amino acids.
CACAAAUUCUUUGAGCCGCUCAUUAGGCAGGAAUCAAAUAUCUUGUUGCUCUUUGCCGCUCCUCUUCCACUGUCCACCACGCACCCACAAAAUGGGAACUGCUCUUCUCUCAGUUCCUGCCCCAUUCUUCCAUUCCUCCCAUCGUUCCCGAUUCACCACUUCACUCCCAUUUUCAUCAUCUAGACCCACCACCUUCCUCUCUUCUUCCUCCUCUUCUUCUUCAGCUUCGGUUGUUGAUGAAGAAAUCAAUUCUUCUUCCCCAGAUCAACUCUCUCUUCAAUCUGAAUCUGACCCAGAAAAUUCUUCCUUCAGAGGGUGUAAGGCUUGUGGAAAGGAAGAAAUUGAGAGGGGAUGCAAUGGUGAGGGAAGGAUACAAGGUGGAAUUGCAACAGUUCCUGGUUUUGGUUGGUGGCCUAUAAAGGCAUACAGGCCUUGUCCUGGAUUCGUAGCAUCAGGUGGCAGAUACAAGCGGCGCGGACAAAGCAUGGACGAGGUUACAUCUGGAGGGGGGAGGACUGAAGCCUCUGCCAGUGUUAGUAGAAAGGACUCGUCGAGGGAAAAUACCUCGUCCUCCACCGGGAAACCAACAGGAACAGUACUGGAAGGGAGAGGACUCUCUUCUUCGAUCUACAUUGAUCAAUAGUAUGGAGCCACAGAUCAGCAAACCCUUUGUACUCUGCAACUGCUAAGAAUAUUUGGGACACAGUCCAAAAACUAUAUUCCAAAUGUCAGAAUGCCUUUUGCCUAUACACACUACGGAAACAGGUUCAUGAGUGCAGGCAAGGAACCAUGAAUGUUACAUCCUUUUUUAACAAGCUCUCUCUUAUCUAGCAAGAAAUUGACCCAUGCAAAAAACUAAACUGGAGCACUCCUAGUAAUGGUGUGCAGUACUUCAAAAUUGAAGAGAUUGACAUCUUAACCGUAAGUUUGAUGUAGUCUGCAGGCGUAUACUAAGCCAGAGACUGAUUCCCUCCCUGAUGAAGGUCUGUUAUGAAAAUCCACCUUAAGGAGAAUCGUAGAAGUGUUAUGAAUGUUUUAGCCACUCCUGCUAUUGACUCGACUGCUUUUAAUGCGAGGUCCUCUACCAGUGGCAGAGAUAAGAAUAAUGGAAAAAAAGUUCCUAUCUGUGAGCAUUGCAAGAAACAAUGGCAUACCAAGGAGCAGUGUUGAUGACGGUGCCUCUUCUAGUAGCAUUUCUAGGACUAGUCUUUUAUCUUCCUAUUUUACUAUUUCUGAACAAGAUUGUGUGUUGUGCCAUUUUUGUUUAGGUCAUCCUAAUUUUAAAUAUAUGAAACAUUUAUUUCCUCA